Geodia barretti is the source of this 390-nucleotide messenger RNA. The record is from the annotation of a GenBank genome assembly. NCBI's taxonomy places the organism in Eukaryota, Metazoa, Porifera, Demospongiae, Tetractinellida, Geodiidae.
AUAGGAGGGAGUGUCUCAAUAUCUGGAGGAGUGACAUUUGACUCUGACCAGCUGACCCUCACCUGUAUCUCCACUGGUGGACCUGCUACCACUGUCACUUGGACCAGAGACUCCACCACUGUCACCCAAGGAACCCAGACUGUGUUGAAUGACCCAGUCAAUGCAACUUACACCCACACUCUGACUGUGACUACUGCAGGCGAUUACAUGUGUUCUGUGGCUAAUAACAAGCCAUCUUCUGGUUCAGCAAGCAUCACAUUGGAGGGUCCAUCGCCUCCCUCUGGUGUCACAGCAGUCCAGGAUGGUCCCACUAGUAUCACAGUGACCUGGACUCCUCCCUCUCCUCUGGGGAAUACUACUGGCUACAUCAUCUCCUAUACUGAUCUGAGU